GGAAUCUUUGUUAAAAAAAAUGGAGUGACAAUAGAAACCAGAUAAAGUGUAAGAAAUACUUUAAUGCCUGGCAGACGAGUAAUUCACCGAAAGAACCCCUUUAACAACAGAGUAGGAUUGGGUGGAGCUAACAGGUCUGGACGUGAUGUAGUAUUUAUAGUGGAAGCGAUUGAGUUUAAAGCAGCUUUAAAUUAUUCAAGCCGGUAGUUACGAUCUGUUUCCUAACGACAAAUUGCUGCAGUUUUACGGAAGAGAAUCGCUGUCAGUUCUCCCGCUGUCACUAACAUGCGGGAUUACGACGAAAUCACCGCUUUUCUCGGAGAAUGGGGACCCUUCCAGAAAAUUGUCUUCUUCCUCUUGAGCCUCAGUGUCUUUCCCAAUGGUUUCUGCGGACUGUCCAUAGUCUUUGUCGGGGAUAUUCCUGAACAUCGCUGCUUCGUUCCCGGGAAUCUCAACCUCAGUGAAGCGUGGAUGAACCGGACUAUCCCUCUGGAACAAGCCAAGGGGAAACUCCAGUACAGCAAAUGUAGACGGUACCGGUUGGAUGUGAUCCGGAAUCUUUCGGAGAUAUUUCCUGACCCAGAUUCCGUCAAUAUUUCUGAGGUGGAACAGGAGCCCUGUUUGGAUGGAUGGGUGUACAGUAAGGAUCAGUACAUGUCCACCAUCGUCAGCGAGUGGAACUUGGUAUGCAGUGAUGACUGGAAAGCGCCAUUUGCUAUGUCAACGUUCUUUGUGGGAGUGCUGACCGGUUCCUUUAUUUCUGGACAGCUAUCUGACAGGUUUGGAAGGAAGUUAGUUAUGUUUGGAACCAUGGCAGUCCAGACUGUAUUCAGCAUGCUUCAAGUAUUCUCUCCAAAUUGGGAGAUAUUCUGCGUUCUCAAUUUCCUUGUGGGUCUUGGACAAAUUUCAAACUUGGUGGCUGCCUAUGUUCUUGGAUCUGAGCUUCUUGGGAAAUCCAUUCGGGUUAUAUUCGCGACAAUGGGAGCUUUUAUUCCUUAUGCAAUUGGCUACAUGGCCCUUCCUUUGGUAGCGUACUUCAUACGAAGCUGGUCGAUGUUACUUUUCCUCCUGUCAGUCUCUGGUGUGCUGUACAUUCCUUUGUGGUGGUUUAUUCCUGAAUCUCCACGCUGGCUAUUGAUAAGGGGCAGGAUAAAGGAAGCUGAACUACUACUCCGACAUGCUGCCAAGAAAAAUGGUAUCACUCCUCCUGAUGUUCUCUUCAGUGAUAUUGAGCUUGAAGAUAUGAAGGCUAAAAGUAAACAAACUCAUUCAAUUAUUCACUUGUUUAAAACUCGUAAUAUCCGAGCCAUCACGCUCAUAAACUUGCUAGUUUGGAUGAUUUUAACAGCUGAAUACUUUAGUCUAUCUUUGAACACACCCAAUCUCCAUGGUGAUGACUAUUUGAACUGUUUCUUCGCUGGUGCCAUCGAAGUUCCUGCCUAUGUAGCAUCUUGGCUUUUGCUCCAGAGGUUUUCCCGAAGGUUCAGCCUUUCAAGCACUCUGUUUCUGGGUGGAAUUGUCCUUUUCUUCAUUCAACCCAUUCCUUCAAAUCUUGCAGCAAUUUCCACUGUGCUAGUAAUGAUCGGAAAAUUUGGAACCACAACAGCCUUCGCAAUAGUUUUUGUUUACACUAGUGAGCUGUAUCCAACCACAGUGAGAAACAUGGGUGUCGGAUUGAGCUCGAUGACUUCGAGGGUGGGCAGCAUCAUCUCACCUUACGUUUUCUAUCUCGGAAUUUACCAUGAAUUUCUACCGUAUAUUCUGAUGGGGACCUUGACAGUGUUUUCGGCAAUUCUCGUCUUGUUUCUGCCUGAGACCAUCAAUAUUCCACUCCCAGAAACUAUUGACCAGAUGCAGAAAAUAAAAAGGCUCAAAUGUGGAAGCACUCACAGACAUCACUACCGUUUUUAUAAAAAUGGAACAACUGGAGAAAAUAGUAUGGUGGUCAGUGAAAAGGAGGAAAUUUAACCCAAGCCUUGCCACAAAUCUUCGGAACGGAGAAGUGGACCAGCAAUUGUCUCUUUCCAAUUUAUGUCACAAACUAACAUGAUUUUCUAUUGAAAUAUAUUUAGCAAUGCAAUCAAGAUACUCAGGGACCGCUAACAAACACUCAGAUCAACAGGAUGCUGUAUCAUUUUAUGUUUCUUACAUUUUCUCACUUUCAUUUGGAACCAACAGUGUAUUUUUGUGUAACACAAAAUAUUGUGCUACAGAUGGACUAACAGUUUUUUGUGGAGUCAAUUGUAACUUUUGGAGAACACAUUAAUGGAGUACACUGGCUGGCCGGUUGCCUACAAUUGCAGUGGAGAAAUGGCUGCAACUCUGAAGUGAUGACCUCAUUAGAAUCUUGCCUAUGCUAUAUGGGGCACGAGGGACCAACCCAAUACAGUUUUCCAGAUUGAGGCCCCUUAACAUUGAACUUCCCUGGUUAUGAAUUAAGUGAUGGGCGUUGAGCCACAAUCCCAUGAUGUGAGCAGCUUAUUUGUGAUGGAUCUGAAAGAGUAUUUCUGCUCCUCUGCACUAAUCAUAAACACUAAGCUAAAGACUUACUGGAACCGGAAUGCAUCAGCUCCCAUUUUGCAUGGAACUACACACCAUUUGAUCCCAUCAAUUCCAAAUUUAAAAAGGCCAACAUUUUCCUUGGAUUUUGCUCCUUGGAGUUUGCAUUCUGAUAGGAGCAUUUCACUGGGAGUACCCAGCUGUUUUACAAAAUAUCUCCCAAUCUAUUCAUUUCUGUCAAUGGGAUGGUAGGCUACUAGCCCCAUUUUGAAUCCAUCACUACCACGUAAGUAACCAGACCGCAGAGCUAAAAAUUAACCCUAUAUAGGGAUAAUCUCUCUUUGUUUCUUACCCAGGAGCAUUUUUGCCAAACACCAUGAAUGAAACAGGAGCAGCAAACCAUUACUUUCCUUUCAGCUGCCAUCUAUUCCUGUAAAACAUUACCCCCGCUCCAUCCAACUCUGAUCAUUAGCAUUACAGAUAGCUUCUAGUCCCUCUCUUGGGGGAUGUUAUUUCCACAAGUCUGAAGCAGCUGGGCUUGAACCAAGGUCUCCAAUCUUAGGGAUAGGGACAUUACCACUGCACCACAAGAAACCACUGUUGCUGUUACAUAGAAAAUGAAUCAUCAGGUUAGAUUUAACGUUAACAAUGGCAUGAGGUGUGAAAUAGAAAUGGUAUCAGAGCAAACUGUAAAGUAAAGGAAAUGAUGCAUUUGUGGCUAAUGGUAUGUAGUUGAGAAUUGUGUUUUAGAAGAAAUAUUCUAAUUUUGUCCAUUUUGGGUGGAAAUUUAGGGAUUACUUUACAAAUGAUGCAGACUACUAACUACAUUUUAUUGAAUGUAAAUCAUGCUCCAGAACGAGAUGUGGACCAAUGCCUACAGUCACAAUUUGUUUGUGAAUUCAAAAUACAGUCGUUGAUGGUGGUCAAAUCAGUGAUACAACUUUUACUUGUUUACCUGAAAUUAUUAUUUUGCUGUUUAAUCGCAUGAUUACCGUUAUUCAUUUCAUUAGGAAGCACAGUUAUUAAAUGUGCCAUUGGAUUGAUAAGUGUGAGUAAAGGCUGCAAUGGAGCAUUAAGGUGUACAGGAUUACGUGCAGGUGGUGUAUGAAAUUUAUUAAAACUCCUUUACUUCGUGA
Messenger RNA from Stegostoma tigrinum, 3635 nucleotides. Its product is annotated as organic cation/carnitine transporter 2-like. The coding region runs from base 286 to 1968 and encodes 560 amino acids. The record is from RefSeq and is a predicted model, not a curated record. Gene Ontology annotation, cellular component: membrane. Gene Ontology annotation, molecular function: transmembrane transporter activity. The transcript has 10 exons. Gene Ontology annotation, biological process: transmembrane transport. Lineage: Eukaryota; Metazoa; Chordata; Chondrichthyes; Orectolobiformes; Stegostomatidae.